GUCAGAGAGUCGGGCUGCAGGUUUGUGCUCAUAUUAAUGACUGCCGAUGAGACGGCGACGCAUCUAUGUGGUCCGCCUGACACUUGAUCGAGGGAACAGAUGCGACCCUGAUCGGCCGCUGUGAAGACGGAGAAGGGAAAAGCACAGGGAACGCAGGAAGCUGUAUCCGCACUUCUUUAUUUCCCCCCUGCUUUUGGAACAUUUUGCUUUACAGAAAGAAGCCCGUGUAUCUGUUCCCCCAUCCUCGGAUGAAAGCAGAGAACUGAUUUCUCAUCAGCUGCGUGAAAACGACCACACAUUGUUGCCUGCUUCUGUUUUUCUCCUCACUCGAUUGAGAUGGGAAUAUAGACGGCACCACAUUGAAUGCGACGAUGAUUGAACCGGACUUUUAUUGAUGAAUAAGGCAGGGGGGGCUGCUGGAAAGAGGGGCACAGUAAUUAGGCAGACGACUGGCCCCCCCAACCCAUCGCUGUAGACGCGGUCUUUUUUGCGCAACUGUGAAUGAUGCAGAUUCGGACUGAGCCGAGGCAAACAAGUCAAACCAACUAAAAGACAUGUGUCGAAUGUAGGAAUGGACUGGGCUGUGCAAUCUCAAAGUUGCUGAAGACAAUCAAAGAGGACAUUUUUCUUUAAGUAAUUAUAUAUAUAUAUAUAUAUAUAUAUAUAUAUAGUGUACAGAUAUACAUUUUUUUUAUCCUUCUCUUUUUUGAUAGAACUGCAACUUUGUCUCUAAACCCUUAAACUGUUAGCAACAUUGAGUGAUUGACUAUUACAUUCAAGGACAUCUACACAGCAAGACAUAAAAAAAAACCAAGGGAACCCAGUGGUGGUGUUGGGUUUGUUUGGGGAGGGGGUGAGCCAGUCGCCUCUGGAGCAGCAGUAGCAAAUGAUUUGUUGUUUGUGAAGUCAACAACUGAGAAUCCUUGAUUUGUGAAGACCAAUUUCUGGUUGGUCGGGGUUUAACAGUUCAACAUGAAGGACGUGUCAUUAAUGGAUUGCCUCUUCAUUGGGCUGGCUAUGGCCUCUCUUGUUGUAGCCACUGAAGUGAGGCCUGAUUGCCCGAAGCUUUGUAUGUGUGAAAUCAGACCCUGGUUUUCUCCAACUUCAGUGUACAUGGAGGUGCAAACAGUGGACUGUAAUGACGUGGGACUUUUCAGUCUGCCAGAACGAUUACCACUGGGCACACAAGUUCUAUUACUGCAAACAAACAACGUUGCCAAGAUUGACACACCUUUGGAUUACUUGCCCAAUAUCACAGAGAUUGAUUUAUCACAAAACAACUUAUCUUCUAUCAGUGACAUCCAUUUGGGAAAUCUUUCUCAGCUCGUAUCCCUUCAUCUUGAGGAAAACUGGAUAGAGGAGCUACCUGGGCGAUGCCUGUCCGAUUUGGUCAAUCUGCAGGAGCUCUACAUGAAUCACAAUCUCAUCUCUUCCAUUUCCCCAAAGGCUUUCCAGGGCCUAAGUAAUCUGGUGCGGCUCCAUCUCAACUCUAACAAGCUGAAGGUUAUUAAAAGAGAAUGGUUCGAACCCAUGCCGAACCUGGAGAUCCUAAUGAUUGGUGAGAACCCAGUUCUUUCCAUUUACGAUAUGAACUUCAAACCUCUAGGAAACCUCAGAAGUCUUGUUCUAACCAGAAUGAACUUGUCUCAGCUUCCUGACAAUGCGCUCACCGGGCUUGAUAACUUGGAGAGCAUUUCAUUCUAUGAUAAUGUUUUUCCAGAGGUUCCCCAUUCCGCCUUAAAAAAUGUCAAAAAUCUCAAGUUUUUGGAUCUAAAUAAAAACCCAAUUUCCCGGAUACAGAGAGGAGACUUUGUUGAUAUGCUCCAUCUGAAAGAACUGGGGAUUAACAGCAUGCCAGAGCUAAUUUCCAUUGACAGUUUUGCUCUCAAUAAUCUGCCUGAACUAACCAAAAUAGAAGCCACAAACAAUCCUAAACUUUCCUUCAUCCACCCCAACGCUUUCUACAAACUACCACGAAUGGAGACUCUCAUGCUAAAUGGCAAUGCUCUUAGUGCCCUCCACAGGAUAACAGUGGAGUCUCUCCCAAAUCUCAGAGAGGUCAGCAUGCAUAGCAACCCCAUUCGGUGUGAUUGUGUCGUCCGCUGGAUGAACAUGAAUAAAACCAACAUUCGCUUCAUGGAGCCUGAUUCGCUGUACUGCGUAGAGCCUCCGGAGUACGAGGGCCAACAUGUUCGGCAGGUGCACUUCAGGGAGAUGAUGGAAAUUUGCCUACCCCUAAUAUCCCCUGAAAGUAUGCCGGGACACAUCAAGGCACACAGAGGGAGCUCCGUGUCACUCCACUGUCGGGCCUUUGCUGAACCGGAACCCGACAUCUACUGGAUUACCCCGUCUGGUACCAGGAUCCUGCCGAAUUCCAUGUCUGACAAAUUCUACAUGCACCCAGAGGGAACAUUCGAUAUCUAUGAUAUAUCUGAAAAUGAAGCCGGUGUUUACACCUGCGUCGCACAUAAUCUGGUCGGAGCUGACCUGAAAUCUGUUUCAGUAGAGGUAAAUGGAUAUUUUCCUCAACUUGCUAGUGGUUCCCUGAAUGUUGUGAUUAAAGCAGUGGGGACAAACUUCAUCCUGGUUUCUUGGAAAGGCCAGCCAGGCAUUUUGGCCCCCAACAUUAAAUGGUACACACUAUCUGAUGUGAACCAUCCCACCUCAGCAUUUACCACCAGGGUUCCCUCGGAUGUUCAGCUUUACAACGUCUCUCAUCUACACCCUGCCACUCAGUACAAAGUUUGUGUGGAUAUCCGCAGUAUCCACUACGACCAUGACACCAAAUGCGUCAAGGUCACCACUAAGGGAUUAGAGCUGGCAGCCAAGGACACUGGAAAAUGGGAUGCAGCACUAAUCACCGUCUUUGGAGUGCUCUUGGCAGUGGUUUCAUUGGCAUGCCUGUUUUUUUAUGCGUCUCUGAGGAACCGCCACUUUUAUGGGAAUAUAAGGAGAUACGACUCCAAGGCUUUGCUUACACCAGUGGAAGCUACUGAUCUGCACUCCUUCUUAACAAGGCUUUUGGAUUCGGGUAAAGGUGUGCCAGGUGGAGUUGAAGUUAAAGCCACAGUCAUAAAUGUAUCUGAUGAUGCCUUUUAAAAAGUCCAGCUGUGGACGGCUUGUUGUACUAACUACAGAUAAUGAACAAGGCCAUAAGCAGGGGUGAAUAAACUGAUGUUUUGAAAACCAUACCUGUGGCUAAACCCCAGCUCAGACACACUGGCAAAAUUUAUAAUCAUGAAUGGGAUGAAACACUUAGCUAGACUACAUGGCAUCCCUCCCCAACCGGUGGCUUUGCGAACCUUACAUGAAACCAAGCUAUCUUCAACAGGAAAGGUUCUCUACUGCAAAAACACCAACUUGAGUACAAUUAAUCCAGAAACGCAGGCAGAGAAAAGGAAGCAAGGACAAAGAUGGUGGUCAACUCUCUUGUAAUUGACUGUUAAAUGUGUUCAGAGUCGUGGAACUGUCCGUGUGGUCCCAAGCAAUACCGUCUGUGCUUUGUCAAACUUCCAUAGACGAGUUAGAGAAACAGUAAUAACACCUGUCUAUUAUGGGAAAGGAGAUUUAGUAGAGUAGACGAAUACAAGUGACUAUGGUGUAAGCCUUUUGAUGAACUAUACGCCCCUUUUUUCUAUUUAAAAAAAGAAUGGAUUCUU
Messenger RNA from Girardinichthys multiradiatus, 3659 nucleotides. Its product is annotated as leucine-rich repeat neuronal protein 3. The record is from RefSeq and is a predicted model, not a curated record. Gene Ontology annotation, molecular function: protein binding. The coding region runs from base 973 to 3099 and encodes 708 amino acids. NCBI's taxonomy places the organism in Eukaryota, Metazoa, Chordata, Actinopteri, Cyprinodontiformes, Goodeidae. The transcript has 3 exons.